Messenger RNA from Balaenoptera musculus (blue whale), 5734 nucleotides. It is a transcript of the gene BCL9L, whose product is annotated as BCL9 like. The record is from RefSeq and is a predicted model, not a curated record. The transcript has 10 exons. Gene Ontology annotation, cellular component: beta-catenin-TCF complex. Bases 1142 to 5635 code for a protein of 1497 amino acids. Lineage: Eukaryota; Metazoa; Chordata; Mammalia; Artiodactyla; Balaenopteridae. Gene Ontology annotation, molecular function: transcription coactivator activity; beta-catenin binding. Gene Ontology annotation, biological process: negative regulation of transforming growth factor beta receptor signaling pathway; canonical Wnt signaling pathway; positive regulation of transcription by RNA polymerase II.
UGGGGGUUGGGGGGAGUCAACUCCCACUGCUUCCAAUCAGCGUAGAUAGGAGGGUAGGUUUGUCAAACCUCUCCCCAGCCUGAGAUGGUGUUAGCCCGUCUCCUCCCCAGUCCUCGGGAAUGGGGUGGAGAGUGGCAUAGAAGCCCCCUCCCCGCCCCCGGGCCAACCUGCCUCCCGCUAGCCGGCCGGCGCCUUACCGAGUCAGACCACUGGGAGGCUGGGGGAGCCGGGUUGGGCGAGGAGGCGAGCGAGAUGGGGGAGCUCUUAUUUUGACAGGGGCCUCUCCGGGCUCUGGUAUGAAGGCAGAAGGAGGCAGCCAGAGAGCCCCGAUGCUUAUUCAGGCUGGGGAGCGGAGCCGAGUGGAGGGGCGAGCGAGGCUCCGGCAGCGCAGGGGAGCCCGGGGAGGCGGCGGCGAACGGCGGAGCCAGUGGCCGGACAUGCCCCGGACUCGGGGCCGCUGCACCACCGCCGCUGCCCGGAGCCAGCCGGCCGGACGCCCGCACGCCUGGGUCCCCCGGCGCCGCGCCGCCCGGGGACUGCUACCCGGACCCUCGGCGUCCGACCAACAAUAAGCGCCCAGACAGCCCCCUCCCAGCCCCGCGCCCGCCGUCCCCGCGGGCCUCGGGAAAAGUGAAAGGAGGAGACGAAGGAAGGAAGGAAGGAAGGAAGGGAGGAGGAGCAGGAGCCGGAGCCGUGAGGUUCGGGGCUGAGACCCCAGCCCUGAGCCCCGGGCCGGGCGGGUGUGCGCGCUCUCCCGCCGCUGCCCGGCGCCCAAGACCAUGCUCCGCGGUUGGAAAGCAGGAACCCAGGCGCCCAGCGACCCCCGGAUACCCACUCCCGGGCCGGGCUGGUAUUGAGAUCAAGGCGUCCAGGAUCAAAAGAUCACCACCUGCCCGCCCUCCUCCGCACCUCCAACUGGCGAGCAGGAGGACCCCAAUCCACCCACCGACCCUGACCUGGUCAUGGCGUCCAACUCCGGCCUGGCGUGAGGACCCCCGACCCGCGCGAGGGAGCCCCAGCCCAGAUCACACCCUUGAGCCUGAGCCCGACAAGCAUUAUCCUGAGUCCCUGCUCCAGUACCGAGUACCUGGCUGGGCCCUGGGCACGCACAGGGGCCGUAGCCCCACUGUGUGUGGGAACCAUGAGGAUCCUGGCUAACAAGACAAGGUUACCCCACCCUAGGAGGAGAGAAGCUCCAGGGAGCCCGCCGCUGUCCCCCCGCGGCCACUGCCCCCCUGCCCCAGCCAAGCCAAUGCACCCAGAAAAUAAGUUGACCAAUCAUGGCAAGACAGGGAAUGGCGGGGCCCAAUCCCAGCACCAGAAUGUGAACCAAGGACCCACCUGCAACCUGGGCUCGAAGGGCGUGGGGGCGGGGAACCAUGGGGCCAAGGCCAACCAGAUCUCACCUAGCAACUCAAGUCUGAAGAACCCCCAAGCAGGGGUGCCCCCUUUCAGCUCGCUCAAGGGCAAAGUGAAGAGGGAGCGGAGCGUGUCUGUGGACUCCGGAGAGCAGCGAGAGGCUGGGACACCGUCCCUGGAUUCGGAGGCCAAAGAAGUGGCACCCCGGAGUAAGCGGCGUUGUGUGCUGGAGCGGAAGCAGCCGUACAGUGGGGACGAAUGGUGCUCAGGACCGGACAGCGAGGAGGAUGACAAGCCCAUUGGGGCCACCCACAAUUGUAAUGUAGCAGACCCAGCCAUGGCGGCCCCACAGCUGGGUCCUGGCCAAGCCGCCCAGCUGCCCCUCAGCGAGAGCAGCGCACCAGGCCCCCCGCAUGGGCCCCCGCCAGGCCUCCGGCCCGACGCCCCCGGGGGUGGAGGCGGGGGCGUCCCGGGAAAGCCUCCCUCACAGUUUGUGUAUGUCUUCACCACCCACCUGGCCAACACGGCUGCGGAGGCAGUGCUGCAGGGCCGGGCCGACUCCAUCCUCGCCUACCACCAGCAGAACGUGCCCCGUGCCAAGCUGGACCAGGCCCCCAAAGUGCCACCCACCCCAGAACCGCUACCCCUGAGCACACCAUCAACAGGCACCCCUCAGUCCCAGCCUCCUCCACUGCCGCCACCGCCACCCCCAGCCCCAGGCAGCGCCCCCCCUGCUCUGCCUUCUGAGGGGCCUCCUGAGGACACCAAUCAGGACCUGACACCCAACUCGGUGGGAGCUGCCAGCACGGGUGGUGGCACUGGGGGUACCCACCCUAAUACCCCUACAGCUUCCACCGCCAACAACCCGCUGCCUCCUGGAGGAGACCCCAGCAGUGCUCCCGGCCCUGCCCUGCUUGGGGAGGCCGCCACCGGCAAUGGGCAGCGGAGCCUGGUGGGCUCAGAGGGCCUGUCCAAGGAGCAGCUGGAGCAUCGGGAGCGUUCCCUCCAGACGCUUCGAGACAUUGAACGGCUGCUGCUCCGCAGCGGGGAGACUGAGCCCUUCCUCAAGGGGCCCCCCGGAGGAGCAGGCGAGGGGGGACCCCCAGCACAAGCCCCUCCCGCCCCCCAGCAGCCACCCGCGGCCCCGGCCAGCGGGCUGAAGAAGUACGAGGAGCCCUUGCAGUCCAUGAUUUCGCAGACACAGAGCCUCGGGGGCCCUCCGCUGGAGCAUGAAGUGCCUGGACACCCCCCGGGUGGGGACAUGGGGCAGCAGAUGAACAUGAUGAUGCAGAGGCUGGGCCAGGACAGCUUGACACCUGAGCAGGUGGCUUGGCGCAAGCUGCAGGAAGAGUACUACGAGGAGAAACGGCGGAAGGAGGAGCAGAUCGGGCUGCAUGGGGGCCGCCCACUGCAGGACAUGAUGGGCAUGGGGGGCAUGAUGGUGAGGGGACCACCGCCUCCCUACCACAGCAAGCCUGGCGAUCAGUGGCCCCCCGGGAUGGGAGCCCAGCUGCGGGGGCCCAUGGAUGUCCAAGAUCCCAUGCAGCUCCGGGGUGGGCCACCCUUCCCCGGUCCCCGUUUCCCAGGCAACCAAAUGCAACGGGUGCCUGGGUUUGGGGGCAUGCAGGGUAUGCCCAUGGAGGUGCCCAUGAAUGCCAUGCAGAGGCCUGUGAGGCCGGGUAUGGGCUGGACUGAAGACUUGCCCCCUAUGGGGGGGCCUGGCAAUUUUGCCCAGAACGCGGUGCCCUACCCAGGCGGGCAGGGUGAAGCCGAGCGAUUUAUGACCCCUCGGGUUCGUGAGGAGCUGCUGCGACACCAGCUGCUGGAGAAGCGGUCGAUGGGCAUGCAGCGCCCCCUGGGCAUGGCCGGCAGCGGCAUGGGGCAGGGCAUGGAGGUGGAACGGAUGAUGCAGGCGCACCGGCAGAUGGAUCCGGCCAUGUUCCCCGGGCAGAUAGCUGGCGGCGAGGGCCUGGCGGGCACUCCCAUGGGCAUGGAGUUUGGUGGAGGUCGGGGCCUCCUGAGUCCCCCCAUGGGGCAGUCUGGGCUGAGGGAGGUGGACCCACCCAUGGGGCCAGGCAACCUCAACAUGAACAUGAACGUGAACAUGAACAUGAACAUGAACCUGAACGUGCAGAUGACCCCACAGCAGCAGAUGCUGAUGUCGCAGAAGAUGCGGGGCCCCGGGGACAUGAUGGGGCCGCAGGGCCUCAGUCCCGAGGAGAUGGCCCGGGUGCGGGCCCAGAACAGCAGCGGCAUGAUGGGCGGCCCGCAGAAGAUGCUUAUGCCCUCGCAGUUUCCCAGCCAGGGCCAGCAGGGAUUCUCUGGGGGCCAGGGACCCUACCAAGCCAUGCCCCAGGAAAUGGGCAAUACUCAAGACAUGUUCAGCCCCGACCAGAGCUCAAUGCCCAUGGCAAACGUGGGUACCACCCGGCUCAGCCACAUGCCCCUGCCUCCUGCAUCCAAUCCUCCCGGCUCUGUGCAUUCAGCCCCAAACCGGGGGCUGGGCAGACGGCCUUCAGACCUCACCAUCAGUAUUAAUCAGAUGGGCUCACCGGGCAUGGGGCAUCUGAAGUCGCCCACCCUUAGCCAGGUACACUCACCCCUGGUCACCUCGCCCUCCGCCAACCUCAAGUCACCCCAGACUCCCUCACAGAUGGUGCCCUUGCCUUCGGCCAACCCGCCAGGACCUCUCAAGUCACCCCAGGUCCUCAGCUCCUCUCUCAGCGUCCGUUCGCCCACCGGCUCGCCCAGCAGGCUCAAGUCUCCCUCCAUGGCGGUGCCUUCUCCAGGCUGGGUCGCCUCGCCCAAGACAGCCAUGCCCAGCCCUGGAGUCCCCCAGAACAAGCAGCCGCCUCUGAACAUGAACUCUUCCAGCACCCUGGGCAACAUGGAGCAGAGUGCCCUCCCGCCUAGCGGCCCCCGGAGCAACUCCUCAGCGCCUCCCGCCAACCCUCCCAGCGGCCUCAUGAACCCCAGCCUGCCAUUCACUUCCUCCCCAGACCCCACGCCUUCCCAGAACCCCCUGUCACUGAUGAUGUCCCAGAUGUCCAAGUACGCCAUGCCCAGCUCCACCCCGCUCUACCACAAUGCCAUCAAGACCAUCGCCACCUCAGACGACGAGCUGCUGCCCGACCGGCCCCUGCUCCCCCCGCCACCACCACCACCGCAGGGCUCUGGGCCAGGGAUCAGCAAUAACCAGCCCACCCAGAUGCACCUGAACUCAGCUGCUGCCCAGAGCCCCAUGGGCAUGAACCUGCCAGGCCAGCAGCCCCUGUCCCAUGACCCCCCACCUACCAUGUUGCCCUCCCCCACCCCUCUGGGCUCCAACAUUCCACUGCACCCCAAUGCACAGGGGACAGGAGGGCCCCCUCAGAACUCGAUGAUGAUGGCUCCAGGGGGCCCAGACUCCCUGAAUGCCCCCUGCGGCCCUGUGCCCAACUCCUCCCAGAUGCUGCCCUUUCCCCCUCGGCUGCAGCAGCCCCACGGUGCCAUGGCCCCUAGUGGGGGCGGGGGCGGGGGACCCGGCCUGCAGCAGCACUACCCUUCAGGCAUGGCCCUGCCCCCAGAGGACCUGCCCAGCCAGCCGCCAGGCCCCCUGCCCCCCCAGCAGCACCUGAUGGGCAAAAGCAUGGCCGGCCGCAUGGGUGACGCGUACCCCCCGGGCGUGCUCCCCGGGGUGGCGUCAGUGCUGAACGACCCUGAGCUGAGCGAGGUGAUCCGGCCCACCCCGACGGGGAUCCCCGAGUUCGACUUGUCCAGGAUCAUCCCCUCGGAGAAGCCAAGCAGCACCCUCCAGUACUUCCCCAAGAGCGAGAACCAGCCCCCCAAGGCCCAGCCCCCCAAUCUGCAUCUCAUGAACCUGCAGAACAUGAUGGCGGAGCAGACCCCCUCCCGGCCCCCCAACCUCCCGGGCCAGCAGGGCGUCCAGCGGGGGCUCAACAUGUCCAUGUGCCACCCCGGACAGAUGUCCUUGCUGGGCAGGACAGGUGUGCCCUCACAGCAGGGCAUGGUGCCCCAUGGCCUGCACCAGGGGGUCAUGGCCCCUCCACAAGGCCUCAUGACCCAGCAGAAUUUCAUGCUGAUGAAGCAGCGGGGCGUGGGCGGUGAGGUCUACAGCCAGCCCCCCCACAUGCUCCCCCCGCAGGGCUCUCUCAUGGGCCCCCCGCCCCAGCAGAACCUCAUGGUGUCCCACCCGCUGCGGCAGCGCAGUGUGUCUCUGGACAGCCAGAUGGGCUACCUCCCGGCGCCGGGCGGCAUGGCCAACCUGCCCUUCUAGCAGUCCCCGUGGGGGGGGCUGGAGCUGGGGCGAUACUGCAAAUAGGAUAACCUUAAGAAAGUUUCUUCCCCUUCGGUGUUGGGAUGGCCUGGGUCAAGG